AUGUGUGAACCUGCCCCUCAACCCACACACUCGGCCCGGCACUCUUUUCUAGAAUGUCCUGCCCCGCUGCUUCUGCUGUCCUUGCUGCUGCUUCCUCUGGGCCUCCCAGUCCUGGGCGCCCCCCCUCGCCUCAUUUGCGACAGCCGAGUCCUGGAGAGGUACAUCCUGGAGGCCAGGGAGGCCGAAAAUGUCACGAUGGGCUGUGCUCAAGGCUGCAGCUUCAGUGAGAAUAUCACCGUCCCAGACACCAAGGUUAACUUCUACACCUGGAAGAGGAUGGACGUUGGGCAGCAGGCUGUGGAAGUCUGGCAGGGCCUGGCCCUGCUCUCAGAAGCCAUCCUGCGGGGCCAGGCCCUGUUGGCCAACUCCUCGCAGCCAUCUGAGACCCUCCGGCUGCAUGUGGACAAAGCCAUCAGCAGCCUGCGAAGCCUCACCGCCCUGCUUCGGGCGCUGGGAGCCCAGAAGGAGGCCAUCUCCCUUCCAGAGGAAGCCUCUGUUGCUCCACUCCAAACAUUCACUGUUGAUACUUUGUGCAAACUUUUCCGAAUCUACUCCAAUUUCCUGCGGGGAAAGCUGACGCUGUACACGGGGGAGGCCUGCAGGAGAGGGGACAGGUGACCAGGUGCUCCCACCCCGGGCACGUCCACCACCUCACUCACCACCACUGCCCGUACCACGCCUCUGCACCACCACUCCUGACCCCUGUCGAGGGGUGAGCAGCUCAGCACCAGCCUGUCCCACGGACACUGCACGGCCACGGGUGACAUCUCAAGGGCCAGAGGAACUGUCCAGAGCUCAACUCAGAUCUGAGGAUGUCACAGGGCCAGCCUGAGGCCCCGAAGCAGGAGGAAGUCGGAGGAAAUCAGCUUAAGCUUGGGGACAGAGCCUUGCUGGGGAGACACCAAAACUCACCUCGGUGCCCUGCCGAGCGGUGAUGCCAGGAGAAGCUGGAGGGCAAAUAUCUCUUUUUGCACCUAUCAGGCAGGGACAGGAGGGACUGGAGAAUUUCGGUGGCAAGUCAUGAAUUCUCCAGGUCUCACGGAUACUCCCAUGACAGCAAGAGCCCACUGGACGAAGGGUGGUUGGAGCCGUGAAGAUGGGAUGGGGGCUGGCCCCUGGCUCUCACUGGGUCCAAGUUUUGUGUAUUUUUCAAUCUCACUGGCAAGAA
Mirounga angustirostris (Northern elephant seal) is the source of this 1168-nucleotide messenger RNA. RefSeq names its product erythropoietin (gene EPO). The record is from RefSeq and is a predicted model, not a curated record. NCBI's taxonomy places the organism in Eukaryota, Metazoa, Chordata, Mammalia, Carnivora, Phocidae. Gene Ontology annotation, molecular function: cytokine activity; protein kinase activator activity; erythropoietin receptor binding. Gene Ontology annotation, biological process: erythropoietin-mediated signaling pathway; positive regulation of cell population proliferation; positive regulation of Ras protein signal transduction. Gene Ontology annotation, cellular component: extracellular region.